Molecule: messenger RNA, 2623 nt
Organism: Amphiprion ocellaris (clown anemonefish)
Lineage: Eukaryota; Metazoa; Chordata; Actinopteri; Pomacentridae
Exons: 6
Coding region: 146-991 (281 amino acids)
Biological process (GO): negative regulation of receptor recycling; positive regulation of T cell receptor signaling pathway
Cellular component (GO): T cell receptor complex
Source: RefSeq, a predicted model, not a curated record
GCUAUGUGAUAACAGGGACGUAACAAAGGCAGGGUAAAAAUAGACUACAGUGUAGCACACCUCACUGAUUAAACCCAGUGAUGAUCUGUAGCCUGAGAGCAAUCGUGUCAGACAGACAACCUGUUCUGUUCAAGACGGCUGGAAUAUGAGCAAUCAAGACUGUCUCCUGUAUAUGAUAGCUCUGGCAGUGUUGUCUUUGGCCCUGUUGGUCUCUUUGUGUCUCAAUAUCAUCCUUUGCGUCAGACGAAGAGCCACCUUGUGCAGAGAUGAUUCCUGCUACCCAGACAAUCCUGAAGGAGAAACCCUGACGCAAAACGAAGGGCAAUAUUUUCAUUACCUCAAUCAUGACGAGCAGCAGGAAAAUCCCCACGAUCAGCAUGAGCAACAGGAAAAUCCAAUCUACGGCAACAUCAGCGCAGACAGCAGAGGUUCUGCAGAGGGUUGCUAUGAGAUGAUGACCAUGCGACGCGCAAGAGACUCUAAAAAGCCUUUAGAGCCUGACCUGAAUUAUGCUUCGUUGGACCUGAAGAUCGCCAAGAAACGCAAGAAGCAUCGCCAUCAGCAAGGCCAGACGCAGGGACGAAACAAGCUUCAAGACCAGCCACCAGACCACCUCACACCUCCUAUGAAUUCCUUCUUGGAGGUGGACGCAGAUGUGGAUGCUCUUCUUCCUUCCAGGGACACCAGCACAAUGGUUUCACACAGUAGCAUCUACCUGAACAGCCAGCAGAUAGCCCAAGAGGCCGAGGAAAUGGAAAGAGAAAGGAGCAUAAACCUGGAGAGGGAGAACGUGGGUUGGGAUGGCAUGCGAAGGUGUGAGGAUCGAAGAAGUAGAGAGUGGAAAGGAGAUCAAGAGAGUAAGGAAAGAAUAGUCAAGCAAGAUGGUAGCACUGGAAAUGGAUGUAUACAGCUUUCAGAGGGGGAAACUAUUGAGAGCGGCACAGAUCACUUCAUUAGCAGCUUUAGCCGUGAUAGUUUCCAACAUGAUUAGCAAGAUAUCAUACUAAGACUGUUUUAUUGUUUCAAACUGUUCUGAACUGAAAACCAGAGCACCGACUAUCUAUUACUGUAUCUCCAAGAAUGAAAACUAUGUCAUCUUGAUUAUUCAAAGAGCUUUGCAAAGUUGAGCAAUAUCCUGUGUGAUGCAGACGAACUACCUCUUGAACUCUCCACAUUGGGCAACCUAGGAAAAAAAAACGAAGUGUACCUUUCUGUGCAGAGGAUGCAACAAGUGCAGAAUAUAUAAAAAGAAAAGGAAAAUCUGUGUGUGUGACAUUUAGAGGUCAAGGGCCACGUGGAAAUUUUCAAAUUGUUGCGAAAGAUGAGGAAAAUCUCAAAUCAUCACAGGACACAGAAAAAAAAACUUUAACUGUUUUGAUGUCUCACAAUCACACAUUAACGGAUGUCUUAUAAAAAGGUGUGAAAAAAAAUGAUCUUACACUUGUUUUCCAUAGUGUAGGCGAUGGCUAAAUCAUGAGAGUCGUUUUCCCUUCUCAGCACAUGAAUGAAUUUGUUUCUCAGUCAUGUUAAAACUGAAGGUAAGAUUGGUAUGAAGAUACAAAUUAAAUGCAAUAAAGUGAAAAGGGGAAAGCUGUAAGUGGUGGAAUUUUAUUCCCCCUGUGGACAUACUGCUGUAUAUUGUUCAUGCCACAUGAAAGUGAUCAUAAUGGUCAUUACCUUUAUAAUCUGUUGCACUUAAGCGCCAUCUGCUUAAAUGAUUAUUUCCCUCUCAGUAAUCCUCGUUUUGGGCGGAUAAUUUACUGCCCUGCUUUCUGCAGAGGGAGCUGAGCUCUGAAGUGAACUGCAGUCAAAGGCCUGCAGCACACUAACUGUUUGGUGACAGUUUUUCAAUAGCUGACCGUGGCCUACUUCCCCUCUAUGGAUUAAUUUUUGGCCGGAGGCAUUUUGGAUGUUACUGCUCUCAAUAUAUGGGAAGCUACGAAAUAACACCCUUAGAAAUGAUAAGCCACUAUAGUGACUGUCACACAUUUUCUAAAUUCUAAAUAUACUCUUUUCCCACAGUAUUUUGUAACAUGGAAAUUUAUUUUAGCUGAAUUCUGAUCAUAAAAACAUAAAUGCCUGCCUUUAAAUGCUCGAAAUUCUUAUAGUGUCUAUCAGCCCCUACAUUGCAUUUUAGAUUUUGUGUCCAAGUUGUAUUGCACAUAAUAUUUCCUUGUUGUUGUUUUUUUUUAUCCAGCUAAAACAGAAUUAAAGCUUUUAAGGGUUCUUGUAAUGGCAGAUGGUGGCAUGAUGACAGUAAAAGGAAAAUCAUUUUCAGCUUUUUUUUCCCCCCUCUCUUUACAAAAACAAAGCCAUAUGUCAAGAUAACACUGAGGUAUGAUCGUUAAAUUGACAGUGACAGCUUAAUGUGUACAAAUGCUCUUGGUUUCCUCCCACGAGCCUCGAUGUGGCUCAGGGAGAAUAUUUUAAUGUAGUGAGUUAGACCAUCAAGGGCUCCCGUUAUGAUUUUAUGUCUCUGUCGCAGUGUGACAAUAAAGGCUGGUUGACAAAGGAGGAUAUAAUUUAACUUGAAAAAUGCAGAUCACUUUUUUUGUAUCUAUGGUUUUCAUUAAACGGUUAUGCAAUGCAUAAGAAUGGUCCAAUCAAACUGAAUUUUGGCUGA